This is a messenger RNA of Oryzias latipes (Japanese medaka), 2012 nucleotides long. RefSeq names its product lactamase, beta (gene lactb). Gene Ontology annotation, molecular function: peptidase activity. Gene Ontology annotation, cellular component: mitochondrion. Gene Ontology annotation, biological process: regulation of lipid metabolic process; proteolysis. Lineage: Eukaryota; Metazoa; Chordata; Actinopteri; Beloniformes; Adrianichthyidae. The record is from RefSeq and is a predicted model, not a curated record.
UUAGCUUCCACUGACAAAAACCCGUGUUGAACGGAUCUGGGUUCGACUAUUUUGGUCUUGCUCGGAGGCAUAAACAGGAAGUUGAUUGUCGAAGCAGCAGCAACCGAUUAAAAACAACGAAAGCAAUUUUCCCAAAAUGUCCCGCUUGUUCUUAUCGCGUCGUUUCUGUGGCAGAUGCUCAGCUUUACUGCCUCUCGAUUGCAGUUUAGGAACGCGCGUGAGCCUGCAGGCAAACGUUGUAACUCUCACACAGAGACGACUUCUAGUAGCUGGACGAUCGGUGCUGUUUAGAAACCAGUCAAAGUCGAAGGUUUGGAUGAUCUGUGGGGUCGGUGUUGGAAUCGCUUUAGCUGUGGGACUCCAGUACGGCUCGUGCGAUCAAACAGUUGGAAAGCCUGCUGACACUGAUCGGUUCAGGGGCGCCAUUAAGGUCAGCAGAGAGCUUUUGGAGCGGAUAAAGGGUGAGGUUGGAGCUCCUGGAUUGGUGGUUGGGGUUUCUGUGGAUGGAUCUCAGGUUUGGAGUGAAGGGCUCGGUUACGCUGAUCUGGAGAACCGUGUUCCAUGCACUCCAGAAACGGUGAUGCGAAUUGCCAGCAUCAGUAAACCCUUCACUACUGCAGCUGCCGCACACUUGUGUCAAGAGGGCAAACUGAAGCUGGACGUUCCUGUCCAAGAAUACGUCCCAGAGUUUCCCCAAAAACACUUUGAUGGAAAAGUUGUCACUAUAACCCCUCGUAUGUUGUUGUCACACCUCAGUGGUAUCCGCCAUUAUGAGAAAGAUUUCAACAAAAUCAAAGCAGGCAAGGCAAAAGCUAAUGAACCUCUGAGGAAACCAGUGAAAGAGGAAGAUGAGAUGGAGAAACACAAAGAACAAGCAACAACAGAACACUGCCAUAAAGGCAAAGAUUCUGCUCAGGCUCAAAAGAAAAAAGAGUUUGAGCAUGAAGAAUAUUACUUAAAAGAAAACUUUGAAAGUGUCACUCAAGCACUUAACCUGUUUAAAGAUGACCCGCUGGUUUUUGAACCAGGGAGCACGUUUCUCUACUCCACCCACGCCUUCACGCUGCUCAGUGCCGUCAUAGAGCGUGCUGCUGGCCAGCAUUUUCUAGACGUCAUGAUGAACAUGUUCCGUGAGCUGGGAAUGCUCAACACAACUCCUGAUGAGAACGACCGCAUUAUUUACCGCAGAUCCAGAUUUUAUCAUCUCAACAAAAAAGGACGUGUUGUGAACAGCCCUUAUGUGGACAAUUCCUACAAGUGGGCAGGUGGUGGUUUUCUCUCCACAGUGGGAGAUCUGCUGCAGUUUGGGAAUGCCCUGCUCUACAGCUACCAAGUGGCCCAUCUUAAAGAUGCUGAAGGCCUUCUUCCCGGCUUCCUUAAACCCAAAGCUGCAAUUGAGAUGUGGACUCCUGUUGACAAGACGGAGCCUGGCUGGGACAAGGAUGGACUGUACGCACAAGGCUGGCUCGUAGUGGAGAAGCUGCAGAAAUAUGGCCAGUGCAGGAAGCGCAGGCACUAUGUGUCACACACCGGAGCAGCUGUGGGGGCCAGCAGCGUCCUCCUAGUGUUGCCCAGUGAGGUGGCAGAUCAGAACCCCGUCCCACCCCGAGGAGUCGUGGUCACCAUCGUCACCAACAUGCAGUCUGUGGGACUGAACACUACAGCCCUGAAAAUUGCACUGGAGUUUGACAAAGCACGAAACGCUACAGAUUAAUGUCUUUUAUUGUGCCAGUUUACAUUUCAGUGUUUGACACACAUUCAUUUUGAGGCCAUUUUUUCAAAAACCCGUCUUGUGUUUCAGGAAAUAAUUUAAAUAUAUUUAAAUGGAGGAAUUUUAUGUAAACUAAGUAUCUCAUUUUCAACGGCAAAGGUGAUUUUGCAGGUGUCAUACUUACAUUUUUUCUACAUGCCAAUUUCGAAAUGCACGUUUUAAUGUAAAUACAUUAAAAUGGUCCUGGUGUCCACUACAGUUGACAUUCAUUAAACGCCUGCUGUUUUAAAGCAGAAAACAU